GUCUAGCCAGCACAUGAGACACUGAGCUGGAGGAAAACGCCCAGGCAAGGCAAGUAGAGUUUGAGAUUUCAAAUCCGUGGUCGCUGUUAGAGUUUACAGCGCGCCUCACACAGCCAAUUUGUUGGCUGAGGCUGCUGCCGGAGUUGUUUUGGAGCCUGAGCUCAGCGUGAUACCGUGCGUAAAAUCGCAGCAGCGGUGCCAUGGCAGCAGAGCUCAGCGAGCAAAGUCCAUUGUCACACACACGGGAUAACUUCCUUUUAAAAGGAGGUCAUAUGUUGCGCUACGAUGGCAGUUUCCCAAAACUGAUGAUGUGAAGCCGAAACGUGGGUCCGUCCGUCUUCAUCGACUCAGUUGCGCGGAGAAACGAUGCUGAGCAAAGCUGCGGGAGGAUUUUCCAUUACAGCUACCAGACUGCCAAAUCCUUUUUGGACUUCAUCCUGUGAGCCACUAGACAUUUGAACUUGCCAGCAUGGAAAGCCUCAGUGAGCUCCAGAACCCCUUGUUAGACAAAAGCAACAGACAAAAGGUGCACAACGAUUACCAGGGUUACCAGGUUGACUACUCGAGUCAGCCUUACCAGGACAGUCUGAUUGGCUACUACUACACUGGGACUGGGACUAAUGGCAAGCAUAAGACUCAACAGUUCCUGGACGCCACAUCCCUUCAUCUGGCUGUGGAGGCUUUCUACAGGCCCAACUUUAUGCUGUACAAGGACGACGUGAGCCUUCACAGCAAGGACUCCAAGAGUGAGAGCUUUGAGACAACUUUCACAGAGAGUAAGGACACUGUGUUGGAUGGAGCUUCCACAGAAAACCCUCAGGACAGCGUACAAGGAGAGAAGGAUGCAAAGAUUCAGACGGUGUCCUAUGAUGUGGAAGAGGAGCAGGGUCCCGAGUAUGAGAGUGACAGCUCCAGUGACAGUGAGAGCGAGGACAACUUCCUCGUGCUGCCCCCCCGGGAUUAUCUGGGCUUAGCCAUCUUCUCCAUGCUUUGCUGCUUCUGGCCCUUGGGCAUCGUUGCCUUUUACUACUCUCACAAGACAGGCAAGGCCAUCGCUAAGGGAGACUUCUCCAGAGCAGGAAUGAGCUCCAGAAGAGCUUUAUUCCUGGCUGCUCUUUCCAUCACCAUUGGAACAGGGAUGUAUGUGGGGGUGGUUGUGGCCCUCAUCGCCUACCUGUCCAAGCCUGGACACGUAUAGCACUACGUGUAGGGGGGGGGGGGGUUGCCUGUGCUGUUGCGCUAUGAAAGAAGCAAUAUGGAGAGAAAAGACUAAACCAGAAAGACAGAGAGAAAAGAAGAAGGAAAAAACAAGAUGUGUGGAUGGAGUAUUACUUGAACUGGCAGGACUGCAUAUUGAUCCGGACUGAAUCUUUAUUUCUGGGAAACAAAACUCAAAAGGCAUUUCACCACCACAAAAGGAAGAAAAGACAGUGCUGGGAAGAAUGUCUACUCUUCCACAGCGACUGUGCUGUACUAAUAUGUGAGAAAAAAAACAGUGAAGUAAAAAACAGUUAAGAACUACCUACAUUUUAGUCACAUUAGUAAUUUACAGCAAUUUUAUUUUACUUUCAAAGUAGACGUUUUUUCUGCCAAUACAAUUGCAGAUUGUGUAUUGUCCACUUUGUAUAUGCGUUUCUGGGAGAAAUGGACCCUUUAGAAAGAUAACUAAAUUGUACACAAAGUUGCUGAGCAGUGGUCAAGAGGGUUAUCUGUGUUUAUUGUGUACUGUUAAUCUAGUCAAUAAAUACAUUUGGCAUGAAUAAUAAAACAUCCUCUGCCAAGUCUCU
Etheostoma cragini (Arkansas darter) is the source of this 1787-nucleotide messenger RNA. RefSeq names its product synapse differentiation-inducing gene protein 1-like. The record is from RefSeq and is a predicted model, not a curated record. NCBI's taxonomy places the organism in Eukaryota, Metazoa, Chordata, Actinopteri, Perciformes, Percidae. Gene Ontology annotation, cellular component: membrane; intracellular membrane-bounded organelle. Bases 470 to 1198 code for a protein of 242 amino acids. The transcript is spliced from 4 exons.